AUGAAGAGCCUCAAUUGCAUCUUCCGGCCGUCCACCGUCCAGCGGACGGCCCGCCAGCUCCAGCGGUGUUCCUCGAGGGCCUCGGCCGCACCACCACCCACCCAGCGGUGCCCUCUCGCGUCGUCGUCGUCGCGAUCCGGCCUCCGCCCCUUCUCCAACACGGCCAGGCAGCGCAGCAGGCAGGCGGCCGACGACCCGGCCUUCACGUCCAUCGUCGACAACCCGCCGGAGCUGGUGCGCACCAACAGGAGGCACGGCCCGGGCCUCAUCUUGCUGGCCAUCAUGCCCAUCACCGCCUUCUGCCUCGGCACCUGGCAGGUCUACCGCCUGCAGUGGAAGAACGACCUCGUCGCCAAGUGCGAGGACCGGCUCGUCCGCGACCCCUUGCCCCUGCCGCCGCGCAUCGACCCGGCCGCCAUCCCGGACUUCGACUACCGCCGCGUCUACACGACCGGCCGCUUCCGGCACGACGAGGAGAUGCUCAUCGGCCCGCGCAUCCACGACGGGCAGCAGGGGUACAUGGUCGUCACGCCGCUCGAGACGACCGCCGACGACGGGCGCAAGAGCAAGAUCCUCGUGAACCGGGGCUGGAUCCCGAAGAAGUUCAAGCUGCAGAAGGACAGGCCGGCCGAGGCCCUGCCCGCGGGCGACGUCAAGGUGGAGGGCCUGCUGCGCGAGCCGUGGAAGAAGAACAGGUUCACGCCGGACAACAGGCCAGACAUUGGCGAGUUCUACUUCCCCGACGUGGCGCAGAUGGCGAGCUUGACAGGGAGCCAACCCGUGUGGAUUGAGGCGACUAUGGAACCCGACAUUCUUCAAGUGUAUGACAUGAUAGCCAAGGGUAUCCCUAUCGGCAGAGCUCCCGAGGUCAACCUCCGCAACAACCACGCACAGUACAUCUUUACGUGGUACAGCCUAGCAGUGGCGACGACCGUCAUGUUCUGGCUCGUCGUGAAGAAGCCUCCCACUGAUAUCACGAAGCGAGUUCGCAUGAACAAGUCUUGGUGA
Molecule: messenger RNA, 1008 nt
Organism: Thyridium curvatum
Lineage: Eukaryota; Fungi; Ascomycota; Sordariomycetes; Thyridiales; Thyridiaceae
Exons: 3
Coding region: 1-1008 (335 amino acids)
Biological process (GO): mitochondrial respiratory chain complex IV assembly
Cellular component (GO): membrane; mitochondrion
Source: RefSeq, a predicted model, not a curated record